Messenger RNA from Vigna radiata var. radiata (mung bean), 1862 nucleotides. RefSeq names its product probable glycerol-3-phosphate acyltransferase 2. NCBI's taxonomy places the organism in Eukaryota, Viridiplantae, Streptophyta, Magnoliopsida, Fabales, Fabaceae. The coding region runs from base 304 to 1809 and encodes 501 amino acids. The transcript is spliced from 2 exons. Gene Ontology annotation, biological process: cutin biosynthetic process. Gene Ontology annotation, molecular function: glycerol-3-phosphate 2-O-acyltransferase activity; phosphatase activity. The record is from RefSeq and is a predicted model, not a curated record. Gene Ontology annotation, cellular component: membrane.
UGUGACACUGAAUACUCGUACGGUUGUGCCCUCGUGGGGAUGGUUAAUGGUGUCAGUGCUUUUAACAGCGUUCUUUAUUCAGCUACAUCAAUGUAACACCAAAGUUGAUACGAAGCUUUGCUAAUUGCGAAGCCACUAUUUAAAUGGAUACAUGACCUCUCAGUCACGCAACCUUUUCUUAUUUAUUUUCUUAGGCAUCACACUCCAUCUAGCCAAGUGAAGCAUGCAAAAGAUAAAACUCCUCUUUUAGUCUUCAAAACUGAAAGCCUAAACAUCAGCCAAAAUUAUUUCCUCUGUUACACAAUGAAUCCCAGCUGCAGCAGCCAGAUAGAAACAGUUUCUCUUGUCAACAAAACGCAACAACUGUCUAAUAAAACAGUGGUUUUUGAAUUCGAGAGUACCCUGUUACGAUCAACUUCACUGUUCUCUUACUUCAUGCUCGUUGCUUUUGAAGCUGGUGGGUUGCUAAGAUCUCUCAUUUUCUUUCUUUCAUACCCUUUGGUUUGGCUACUAGGUGAAGGCCAACUAGGCUUGAAUAUUAUGGUUUUCUUGUGCCUUUUUGGCAUAAAAAAGGACACGUUUAGAAUAGGAUCAGCAGUUCUGCCAAAGUUCUUCUUAGAAGAUGUGGGCUGGGAGGGUUUUGAAGCUGUUAUGCGAUGUGAGAGAAAGGUGGCAUUGACUAAGUUGCCUAGGGUCAUGGUUGAAGGUUUCUUGAAGGACUACUUAGGGGUUGAGAGUGUAGUAGCAAGAGACGUUAAAUCCUUCAAAGGGUAUUUUUUGGGAUUGUUCGAGGAAAGUAAGGAAAACAAUACUCGUUUAUACGAGGCAAAAGGAGACAACGAAAACACCUUUCGCAUCACUGGUAACCAUAUUGGGUAUAUUGACCGAGAACUUUUCCCUGAAUUCAAGAAGGUCUGCCUUAUCCUAAAAUCCAAGGAGAGGAGAAAUUGGCACGUGCUUCCCAAAGAGAGGUAUCCAAAGCCACUGAUCUUCCAUGAUGGAAGGUUGGCUUUCAGGCCAACAGGAGCAUCUGCUUUGGCUUUCUUCAUGUGGCUACCCUUUGGACUAUUCCUUUCCAUCUUGAGAUUCACAUUGGGCAUUGCGCUACCCUUCAAUGUGUCCGCUCCAAUAUUGGCUUUCUCAGGGACAAGAACAACCGUUUCAAGACCCGAGAACCCUCUGUCUUUGUUCCAAGAUGAGGAAAACCAAAAGGGUGUGCUCUAUGUGUGCAACCAUAGAACCUUGCUUGACCCACUUUACAUUGCAUAUGUCUUGGACAAACCACUCUCUGCAGUUACAUACAGCUUGAGUAGAUUCACCGAGCUUGUUGCUCCCAUCAGAACUAUAAGACUAACAAGGGAUAGAGAGCGAGACAGAGAGACAAUGAACAAAUUGCUGAGCCUAGGCAACCUCGUUGUGUGUCCUGAGGGAACAACUUGCAGGGAACCUUAUUUAUUAAGGUUCAGUCCUUUGUUUGCUGAGCUCACAGAUGACAUUGUUCCUGUGGCUGUAAAUGUGAAGGUUAGCAUGUUCUACGGAACAACGGCCAGUGGGCACAAAUGUUUGGACCCCUUUUUUCACUUCAUGAACCCAAAUCCUACGUAUUUCGUUAAAAUCCUGGACCAGUUACCUCGGUCACAAACAUGUCAGGAAGGAGGGAAAUCAAGAAUCGAAGUUGCCAAUUCUGUGCAACGUGAGAUUGGGAAUGCUUUAGGAUUUGAGUGCACCAGCUUGACCAGAAAAGACAAGUAUAUGAUCCUGACUGGUAACGAGGGUGUCAAUGUAGGGCCUUGCCAUAACAGUAAGUAGCCCUACUAUGUUAAUGUUUUUAUAAAUAAAAAAUCUGAAGUUACAUAUUUAAA